AUGGGGAAAUCGGAGUUGGUACCAAAAACACAACACAAGAAGAGGGUACGGCCAAUCUCCAAUCCCCUCUACUCCAAUGAUGAGGUCUUUUUCUGCAACAUACUCAAACAUCAUGAUAUGCGCUUUGGAGAGCAGUUUCCUACCUUUGAUCGUCUCUUUUCCGUAUCUUUCGAGCACGAGGAAAGCUUUUAUCUGGGAUGUCAAACUUUCUAUGCCUUCAACUUGGAAUUUAUGAAUCCAGAUAGUUGUAAGAAAUCCACCGAAGUUGCUCCUUCUACUUGUCAAGUGGUGGUUCGGCCCAAAUCUUACAGAAAGCCUGCUAAAUAUGACAUCCAACCAUUGACGCCGAUUGACGAGUCCAGCGAGUCCACCGAAUCUAUCGAAGAAAGAACGAGAAAUGGCCGAGCUUUCUCUCCAAAAAAAAUGUCUCCUGUCCAUGGUUUUGAUCAUUGGAAAGAUGAACAGCGGGGGAUGCUCUCUUCACUAAUGCCUGCUGCGAUUCCAAACAACGAAACUUCGUCGCUUGGCGUCCCACAUUAUUCAAUCCCUCCUUUAUCCCCGAUGUCGAAGAUGAUUCAGGAUCUUGAGUACCCGUCAUUGUCGGUACAUGGUAAGUCGUUGAAGUCAGCGAUCGCUAACAUCCAUGGAAUUGAAUCAAAUGACGGUGAUGAAAUCCACGCCAUGUUUAUUCACCCCAUUGCAGCGAACCCCGCAAUCAAAGUACCUGAUGGAGCUCAACCGACCUCUCAAUUUCCUAAUCUCAUAUACGACGCUCGAACCGAUCGAUAUAUCAAGAAAACAAAGACUGGAAUUGAAAGAGAUUUUAAACUCAAUGAUGAUCUAGCAGUUGAUGACAUGCAUACAACAGCUACUGAAGCGAGAGAAGAAAAGGGCAUAGUCUUGAGUCGAAUCACGGAACUUCCCGAGGCGGCAAUCAUGAAGUAUACAAAUUCAGAUUUAACAAUGGCAGUUCGACCUCUGAGGAUGAAGCCACAAGUUCAAGACAAUGGUUUAUACCGGGAAGUUAAGGUUGGUCUUGGAAACGAAGGUGCAGAAGAUGAUGCUAAGGGACAUUUACGAAUGGCUUCAGAACCAGAACGACUUGUAAUUCCAGGAGCAGAUGAACAUCUUGGCAGAUUAAGCGCCGAUAAGAUACCUAUCAAGAGAAUCGCAAGACAUCCAUCUGCGAAUAUGACCCGGAAACUGGAAGACUCUCCAACUUUAUCUCGCAGGAAUUCCCGCCGCAAAAAGGCUGGCCCAAUCUACUUGCCAGCUUGUGCUGAGAACGAAAAUGGAAUCCCAAGAAGACCACUUUUCACUUCAGACAACACAGGAUCGCCAUCACCAAGAACUCAUCUAGUUCGUUCGCCCCCGCCGAUGGAUCGUCCAUAUCGUCAUAUCAGUCAACUAUCCAUCAACAAUACGUCUGGCAUUGAUGCCCUCCCAACACAAGAUCGUGGUUCUGUUGAAAGUGAUCUUUCUUCAGUCGCGGUUGAUGUUAAUUCUCUUGUACCGCCAACAGUCACUAAAACAUCUCCAGAGGUCAAUAUCACUUCUGUCAUGCCACAGUCGAGAACCACCAAAUCCCCGACUACCCCCGAGGCUCCAACAAAGGUUCCAUCCUAUACCCUUAACCUCCCUCGAAUCUUCUCAUCUCCAUCACCAAUCGCUCCACCGCCUAAACUUGCGUCCGCAGUUCCGGCUGCUCCCAUCCCAAAUUCUGACUUCACAGACAUCCAGCCUCUUCCUAUCUCUAAUCAGAAAAGUGGUAUUACUUCAUCAACAUACUCCCUUUACACCCCCGAAUCCUCUCCCCACAAUAGUGCUCAAGUAUAUGCUCCGCUGUCCAGGAAUUUUAGCAUCCCAUCUCCACCAAGUACGCCAACGACUGGUCUUUUCCGCUCCGACACAAGUAAUACAAAAAACACAGUGAGUACCGUGCCAAGUACACCCACUCAAGGUGUCUACAGCCACAGCCGCCACAAUACUUAUUCGACAGAUCUCUCUAGCAUCUCGUCACCAAUUACUAGCCCGAUUUACAAAGCCAGGCCAUCAUUUGAUUUUGAUCCCUUCCGGAUUCCUAGUCCGUCCCUCAAUGCUUUUUCAUUCCCACAUACCACUCCAUCAGUUAAGCCAUCACCCAUACCCUGUUCCGGCAGCAAUCUCAGCGAGGAAAGCAUUGCUUUAACUGAACAUCUAGUCCGAGAAGGUAUCUACGGCGGUAUUGUCUACGACGUCGCUGCUUCUCCCAAUCUCUAUCCCAUCUAUCCAGAACCAUUUGUCCCCCAUCUUACCAAAAAGCUCACUCCCGCUCAACUUCAACGCAAAAAGAAACUCGCAGCUCGCAAACUCCGAUACGCGCUCCGAAAGCGCGAAAAGAAGGAGAAAAGAGAGAAGAAAGCCGAAGCGAAACAAGCCAAAACGACGCUUAAAAAAGUAAAAGCCCGAACUAGGAAAGCAAAACUAGCAGUGCAGAGUAAGAAAGGAACAUUGAACUAUCUUACCAUUCGUGUCUUCUUCAGGGGCUUAGGAAAGGGAGUUGUGAUGAAGUGGCACGGAGCUAAACGCAGAUUGGGACAAGUACAGUUCUCGAAGAUUUUGGGUGCAAGACUGGAGAAACAGGUGGUGGGGGAUGAGUAUGAUUUUGUUUGCAGGGGAGAAAGUGAGCAUAUGAGUUGGGAGGAUGUGAGGGUGAGUGGUGGGGGUUUGGAGCCGGUGAUGAGUAGAGAGGAUCGAGAGAUGACAGAGACGAAGAUGAAGGAGUGA
This is a messenger RNA of Botrytis byssoidea, 2766 nucleotides long. RefSeq lists its product as uncharacterized. The record is from RefSeq and is a predicted model, not a curated record. The coding region runs from base 1 to 2766 and encodes 921 amino acids. The transcript has a single exon. Lineage: Eukaryota; Fungi; Ascomycota; Leotiomycetes; Helotiales; Sclerotiniaceae.